UUUCAUUUCAACUAACUUCUCACAUGCCUUUAUUUUUCAUCAUCCUACCAAACCUUUAGAACAAGAUCGCCAUUAUCACCAACGCUCUUAUCCUCAAUCUAACAGAAAUUCGGCCAUUGGUUCGUAUACUAACGGACACGGACAUGGUAGUGAGCCCUCGGUAGCCUCACAGCAAUCCAGUAUGCCGUCCAUGGGAGGUAUUCCUCUUUUAUCACCCACAAGCAUGCUCCAGUCUGAGUACCAGCCCUCGUCCUACUCUAUGGAUAUGCAUGAGACUCCUACGAUCAUGUCCCACGUUGAUUAUAGUCGAGUUGGACCCUCCAUGGCGCCUACGAGUGCUAAUGGGAGCACCAACACUGAUUCUCGUUAUGGUCCUAUCCGUGUCAACUUUAAGAAGAGUCGCACUCCAUCCUUGGAAUUCCAGCGCGGUGUUGGUUACAGAACUCGCACCAACUCUGUAAACUCAACCUCCUCUUCCGUCGCAUCCAGCGGAGUUCUGUCGUUGACUACAGCACUUGAUUCCGCUUCAUUUGGAACAGUUGUUGAUGCUGCUCUUACGGCUCCUCCGCAGAUGCAGAGCGAAGAAGAGGACUCAGACUCGCCAACGACUAUCCUGAUGAGACCACGCACAAAUGCGAUCCCGCGCAAAGCCAUUGCAGCAAGAGUGUUUGAGUGCUCUGUUCCCGGAUGCGCAAAGGCAUAUACACAACUUCACAAUUUGAAGUCUCAUGAGAGGACAGGACACACGCCUGUGAUCAAGCUUAAACCAUUUCAUUGUAUCGUUGAAGGCUGCUGCAAGGCCUUUUCACAGCGCAAGUCCUUGGCUCUGCAUAUCAAGACCGCUCAUGCAGACUUCAAGUUCAAGCCCUUCAAAUGUACACAAGGGGGAUGCACCAAAGCCUAUACACAAUUGCACAAUCUGAGGACACACGAAAAGACAGUCCACUUGGUGGAUUUGUCCAGAAAGCGAAUCAAGAAUCCAAGCAUGGAUGGAGCCCUUAACUUGAGUGCUCAUAUUGGGGGACCAUCUUCAUACUCGUCUCCGUUUGUUUCUUUGGGGGGCAGGGGUCAGCAUCCAACCCACAUGCCCUAUGGCCCACAUUCUACUGGUCUGGGAUUGACCUAUGAUGGAUUGAGUAACUUUAGCUUAGGACAUGGUUCUCAUGGUGAAAACCCAUAUCAUUACCAGCGACAGCAUGGUCAGUCACAUCACCACCCAUAUGCACGCUUGCCACAUCCGAACCCCAUGUCAGGCAUGUAUGCUCAUCGCUCUUAAAAAAAAAAAGCCAGCCAUCUGUACUUUAGUUUUCCU
This is a messenger RNA of Lobosporangium transversale, 1312 nucleotides long. RefSeq lists its product as hypothetical. Gene Ontology annotation, biological process: regulation of transcription by RNA polymerase II. Lineage: Eukaryota; Fungi; Mortierellomycota; Mortierellomycetes; Mortierellales; Mortierellaceae. Gene Ontology annotation, molecular function: RNA polymerase II cis-regulatory region sequence-specific DNA binding; DNA-binding transcription factor activity, RNA polymerase II-specific. Gene Ontology annotation, cellular component: nucleus. The coding region runs from base 182 to 1276 and encodes 364 amino acids. The record is from RefSeq and is a predicted model, not a curated record. The transcript has a single exon.